AUUUCGUGACGUCAAUGGGAAAAAGAAAGCAAAACUGCCCGAUUGACAUGUAAACUUGAGCAAUGGAGGAAGCAACAGAUAUGAAUUUGCGCCCUAAAUAUAACGUUACUUGACAGUAAACCUGGCGUUUAGAGGUGAACAUGUCGCGUGUCACAGCUGAUCUGACAUAUAAAACGCUUGUCGAGUGUAAAUACAGUUAUCCCAAUGAGGUCCAAGAUGACAUCAAUAAUGUUUCAACAGAUUACCGAGACCUGCAGCUAUACCUGGAUUACUAUUUCUACCCUAACAAUGAUAAGAAGAAGUUGGUUUAUUUAGGUGGCACGGUUCCUGUAACAUAUGAAGGAAACAAGUACAACAUUCCAGUUUGCAUCUGGAUUCAUGAGACUCAUCCCAAAAACCCGCCCAGAUGUUUUGUCUGCCCAUCACCCACUAUGGUGGUCAAUGCUAAAAGCAGCAAUGUGGAUGCAUCUGGCUGUGUUCUUCUCCACUGUCUUAGCAACUGGAAAAUCGGGUGGUCAAACUUGUCAAUAGUUCUGGAGGAAAUGAUCGCCGCCUUUCAGCGGGAAACUCCCCUUUUCGCCACUUAUCCAAUCAGAUCCCCCUUACUACCUUCCCAAGCAACGCCUGCUGAAAUGAUAGUCAAGCAGAGCCCUGUUACAUCAUAUGGCAGCUGGCCGAAUACAGGCAGUGGCGCUGUGCAGAAUAACUCAACAGCUGAUGAUGGAAGCACCAACUCUUCAGUGACUCAGCUUGCCAGCAACACCCUACCCCAGAGCACAAAGUCCAACAGUAGUCUGUCCCAGGCCAGUGAAAUGGAUGCAGAUGGGGUUAAAAAGUCAUAUACACAAGAGUUGCUGGAUUUCGGGAUCACAUUUGGAGCACAAACUUUAGGGAGUAAACACCAAACAAAUCCAUUCAUUUCUCCUGCUCCAGCCAGCAAUUCUGCUGAUGUAAAUGAAAUAGAUGACCUGUUUAAAAGCCUUCAGUUACAAAGAGUAGUCAACAUGUACCAACUGGACAGCAGAGACAGAGAUGCUGGGGAAGAUUCUGAGGGUGACCCCGUGGUUCCCCCAAAUUUAGUAGAUAACCAUCACAGACUGGUGGUGAGCGGACUACCUGUGGGUGUCUCUCCAAGCAAGAUGAGGAACAAGCUAACCAUUUAUUUCCAGAGAAAGCAGAAUGCGGGAGGAGAGGUUCUGGAUGUCAAAUAUCCUGCAGCGAGGCCAGACCAGGCCAUGGUCCUCUUCAGAAACCGCAGAGAUGUAGCACAGGCUUUGCAACAGCCUAAGAGGGUGAUUACAAUUAAUGAGCAGCGAUUUCUUAUUCAGCUGAAGAAGUUUGAAGAUAUGAAGAUCCCAGGUGGUGUCCAAGGUGAGAAAGCUGAUAUGUUUAGGAGCAUCUUGAGUAUGGAUGGGUGCAGUUUUAGCCCUACGGACGUGCUGGAAGCAGUGCAGUCGUGCCGAGACCUCCCAUCAGCCCUGAAAUAUCUCUCCCAUGUCUGUCCUAUAUGCCAGGAGCAAGCAUCCAUCAACAGGAUGAUCACCAUGACACACUGUUCCUGCACCUUCUGUGAGAGCUGCUUUAAGAAAUACUUCUCCUCUGUCAUUAAAGAAAAGAGUAUCGUGUACGCGGUGUGUCCCCUCUGUAAUCUUCCUGAUGUGCGAGGAGGCAGAAGGGAGGACACUAUGGAGUACUUUAGUCUACUCGACACACAGAUCAGGUAUUAUUUGGAUCCUCAGAUUCAUGAGCUUUUCCAAAGCAAGCUCAGAGACCAGGCUCUUCAGGAAAUGCCCAACUUCCGCUGGUGUGCACAUUGCUGCUUUGGGCUUCUUCAUGAAUCAGACAGACUGAGGAUGGACUGUCCCAGCUGUGAGAAAAGCACCUGCUUUAAGUGCAAACGGCCUUGGGCUCCACAGCAUGAAGGAAUCUCCUGUGAGAGGUUCAGAGAGUGGGAGCAACUCAACAGCCCGGAGUAUCAGAACUCAAAGCUGGAGCAGCUUCUUAGCAGGAAUAAAAUCGACUGUCCAAAAUGCAAAUUUCGAUUCUUCCUGGCUAGAGGAGGAUGCCUGCAUUUCAAGUGCACUCAGUGCCAGCAUGAUUUCUGUGGCGGAUGCAGUCAGCCCUUUAAACAGGGCGCUGCAUGUCAUUUUUCUGCUGAUUGUGGAGCGAAGGGCUUACAUGCUCAUCACCCUAGAGACUGCCUGUAUCAUUUAAGAGAUUGGAGUGUACCCAGAUUACAGGACCUGCUACAGUACUAUGGAGUCUCGCAUCCUCUAAUGUUCAGACCCAAAGGUACAAUAGGGGGAAACUCAAAAGGUAUUUGUGGUGUAAUGGAGUUACCAGAAAUGGGAGCUGUGAAAGAGGAGCCGUGUGGACGACUAGCUUGCCCUGAGUACAGCGGUUACUGCGUUUUACAUUAUAAAGAGUGUCUGGUGGAGUUAAUAAACAAGAAUGCACUGGAUCCUCUGGUACUGUUCGAUGGUGCAGAGUUACGGGCAGAACUGUGCCGAUGUAAAGUGCCAGUCCCAGAGAAACAACCUUUAGAGACUGAUCAGCGGUAUGAGGACAGACUACGGCAGCUCGUUGGAAUGCUUGAUUCUGAUUGGCCAGUCACGACAUUUGCAGAUUUUAAAAGAGAGGGUGGCUUUGACCAGCCGUGUGGCCUCUGGACUGAAGACAACAGCACCUCCCACACCUUCCCCGUCUUCUCCUCCUGAAGCAGCGGCAGCAGCAGCUCCGUGGUAUUCGAUGUUGAGUCGUGCCGUUCCCGAGGACUCUCAGCAUUUACUGCUGCUUACUGAUUGAAGCUCUGGAUUGCUGCAGUGCUGACUCCAUUCCAUUCACUAACUGCUCAGAGACAAGCCAAACUUUUUUCCGUUCGUUUUUAAUACAUUGUGAAAGGAAAUAUCUCACCCUUGCACAGUUUGCAUUAAAAAGUGCUAAACAACCAGCCAUGAUGAACUUUUUGAGUUUAAACUUUUUCAGUAUGAACACUAAGGGUUGUAUGGCACUUAAAACCUCUAUAAUGUACUAAACUCUCACUUUGUAAUCUCUUAAAAGACAGUGGCUGUCAAAUCCACUUAUAUUCUCUAACUGAUGACAGUAAGGGUCCACUCGUACUUGUAACUUUUGUUAAGGUUUAUAUUAAGUCAGCAUUUUACUGAGCACAAGUUUGCACAUUUGGCUGUUGUGAAAUGUAUGGCACGAGGAUUAUUUUAUUGUGUGAAUAACUGUGAAUAUAAAACAUUAUUUUCUAA
Misgurnus anguillicaudatus (oriental weatherfish) is the source of this 3257-nucleotide messenger RNA. The record is from RefSeq and is a predicted model, not a curated record. NCBI's taxonomy places the organism in Eukaryota, Metazoa, Chordata, Actinopteri, Cypriniformes, Cobitidae.